Hydatigera taeniaeformis is the source of this 588-nucleotide messenger RNA. NCBI's taxonomy places the organism in Eukaryota, Metazoa, Platyhelminthes, Cestoda, Cyclophyllidea, Taeniidae. The record is from the annotation of a GenBank genome assembly.
AUGGCUUCCGACGCGAUAAGGAAGAAGCUUGUCAUUGUGGGCGAUGGCGCUUGCGGGAAGACUUGUUUGCUGAUAGUAUUCAGCAAAGACCAGUUUCCUGAAGUAUAUGUGCCUACUGUUUUUGAAAAUUAUGUUGCUGAUAUCGAAAUGGACAAUACGAGGGUUGAGCUUGCCCUCUGGGACACGGCAGGCCAAGAAGAUUAUGAUCGCCUGAGGCCAUUGUCUUAUCCAGAAACUGAUGUUAUUCUUAUGUGCUUUUCGAUUGACAGUCCGGACAGUUUGGAAAAUAUAUCAGAGAAAUGGACUGCUGAAGUCAAGCACUUUUGUCCUAACGUACCGAUAAUUCUCGUCGGUAAUAAAAAGGAUCUUCGAAAUGAUGAAAGAGCACUGGCGGAACUAUCAAAAUUCAGGCAGUCUCCUGUAACUACAGAGCAGGGAAAGGCAAAGGCCGCUCAAAUUGGAGCCUAUGGUUAUGUGGAGUGUUCCGCUAAAACCAAGGAGAAUGUCCGCGAGGUCUUUGAGAUGGCUACUCGGGCAGCGCUAGAAACGUCCAAGAAGUCAAAAAAGAAGCGAUGUAAAGUCCUGUAG